AACUUUCAAAUCGAUAACUAGCACCCCUAUCCUCCCUAAAAGAAUCAAACUCUGCCACACUAACUGUUAGCUUUGCUUCUUCCAUCACUAGAGUGAUUCUGGCAGAGUCAUUUCAUUCGGAGAACGGAGAGUCGUGCGAGCAAGAUGAACGAGAAAAUAGCCGAAAUAAAGAGGCGCUAUCAGGCGAAAGUGUGGACCCGCUUGCCCUUCAUGUACAGCUUCAACAGUCGCAUUCCCCAGAAGAAGCGCGACCCGAAGAAGGCGAUGCGGCGUCUGGAGGGGUCUCUGAACCGGCUGGACAUUAAGAGCCAGCCCAAGAAGCGUUCUGUGAAGCCCAAGACCGGCACCACCGCCGCCAAAAAAGCAAAAAUGGCAAAGUCCGGGGAGCAGAAGUCUGGAGGCUCCAAGCCAAUCCCCAAUCCGGAGCAGGGUCCAGGACCGAGUCGCAACAUGGAUGCUGGGGACAAUCCCGUCGCAAAUCCCGUUGUGGAUCCGAAUGCGACUGGAGCUUAGAGCAUAAUUUUCUAUGAAUACAGCUAUUUUCUUCGGAUCCGGAUCCAGAUUCCAGUCGACUGGACCACUGGACCACUGGACCGCAGGAGGUCAUAGCCGCUACACGACGGGAGGAGAGGGAAACGAGCAAUAACAAGGAGAAGCAAAAUGCGAAAGGAGAUGAGACGAAACGUGCCACAUGUAUGGUAAAUUAACACCCCCCGCCUCCGAUGCGGGGCAACACUGAAGAAAAUAACACAGGAAAGAUACAGGGAAAUAGUUUAAGGAUCGACACUACAGGAAAAUAAUUUAAGCUUUAUCGACAACACUUGCCUUUCCAACACUACCAGUUUAUCAGCAUUUUGCGAUUAAUCAACACUUGAACGAAUCAAUUUGCAACACUAAUUCUGAACCUGAGGCUGCAGGUUGAUCAACACUUAACAAUUAAAAUGAAUCUACUUACAACACUGAUUUUAAACUUUGUAACUUUUCAAUAAACUGAGAAUCCUUUCGAAGGAC
This is a messenger RNA of Drosophila ananassae, 1011 nucleotides long. RefSeq lists its product as uncharacterized. NCBI's taxonomy places the organism in Eukaryota, Metazoa, Arthropoda, Insecta, Diptera, Drosophilidae. The transcript has 3 exons. Bases 145 to 513 code for a protein of 122 amino acids. The record is from RefSeq and is a predicted model, not a curated record.